AUGUCUCACAAACAAAGCGACACUCUUGAGCUUUGGAGCGAGUUAAGGGAAAGAAACACAGUGACUGUGGUUUUUGAAACCUUCCUAUUUACCUUGGCGAUGAUUCUUUCUUUAUUUGGGAAUCUCAUGGUCUGCUAUGCCGUACGCAGAAACCCAGGACUUUGUCGGCGUCCAAGCAACUACUACAUCAUUUCUUUGGCCCUGACUGAUAUUUCGCUUGCUUUAUCUACAAUGCCGUGGUCAGUUAUCCUGCUGGCUACUGGAAAAUGGCCUUUUGGAACGUUUCUCACAUAUUUCGCAACCAUUUCCAAGUUAUCACUAACCAACAUCUCAGCAUGGACCAUGUUAUUGAUGGCUUUGAACAGGUACUACAAAAUUGUAAAGCCAACGAAAUACCAAUCUGUUUUCACAAAGAAGUUCAUUGUUUCUUCAGCCUUAGCGGUGUGGGCUACAUUCAUUGUUGUCUCUCUUCUCUUUAUUGUCACGUCUCGUUUUUCCAACCAUGUGUGCCCGGCUUUUGCACUGCCUUUGACAACUUAUGAAAUGCCAAUUUCUCUACCAACUUUGAUAUUUAUUACGUUUUUGCCUUAUCCUCUCUUUAUUUUCUGGUAUUGGAAAGUUUACCGGGCCGUCAAAAUGCACAACGCAAAUAUUUCAUGGCAGAAUGCAAAUGUAGAGGAUGUUCGAGUCGCGAAAAUCCUGUUUAUUACCGUCGUCGGUUUUGUCAGCCUCUGGUUGCCGGCUCAAAUCAUCUACCUGGUCUCCUAUCAUAGGAGGCUACCACGUCAGCUCACAUUUCUCGCGACUCUUUUUAUUUUCUCGUCUAGUUUCAUAAAUCCUUUCAUCUAUGGUUUUAUGAACCGUUCAUUCAGAAAUGAAUUCAAAAAGUGCUUGAUCCUGAAAACGAAGCAGUCAGUGGACAUGGAACUCAGUCACAGAAAACCCGGUCCAGUGUAA
This is a messenger RNA of Pocillopora verrucosa, 957 nucleotides long. RefSeq names its product neuropeptide Y receptor type 4-like. Gene Ontology annotation, biological process: cellular response to light stimulus; G protein-coupled receptor signaling pathway; phototransduction. The record is from RefSeq and is a predicted model, not a curated record. Gene Ontology annotation, cellular component: plasma membrane. Lineage: Eukaryota; Metazoa; Cnidaria; Anthozoa; Scleractinia; Pocilloporidae. Gene Ontology annotation, molecular function: G protein-coupled photoreceptor activity.